Molecule: messenger RNA, 1389 nt
Organism: Penaeus chinensis
Lineage: Eukaryota; Metazoa; Arthropoda; Malacostraca; Decapoda; Penaeidae
Product: sarcoplasmic reticulum histidine-rich calcium-binding protein-like
Exons: 4
Coding region: 1-1389 (462 amino acids)
Source: RefSeq, a predicted model, not a curated record
AUGACGCAGGACAACGACGAGGACGCAGGACGCAGGACGAUGACGCAGGACAACGACGAGGACGCAGGACGCAGGACGAUGACGACGAGGACGCAGGACGACGACGAGGACGCAGGAACAGGGCGAGGACGCAGGACGAGGACACAGGACGCAGGACGAGGACGCAGAACACAGGACGACGACGAGGACGAGGACGAGGACACAGGACGCAGGACGAGGACGCAGAACACAGGACGACGACGAGGACGCAGGGAGCAGGACGAGGACGCAGGUCGCAAGACGAGGACGAGGACGAUGACGCAGGACGCAAGACGAGGACGCAGGACGCAAGACGAGGACGAGGACGAGGACGCAGGACGCAGGACAAAGAUGCAAAACGAGGACGCAGGACGACGACCCCAGGACGAAGACGCAAGAAGAGGACGCAGGACGACGACCCCAGGACGAAGACACAAGAAGAAGACGCAGGACGACGACUCCAGGACGAGGACGCAAGAAGAGGACGCAGGACGACGACCCAAUGACGAAGACGCAAGAAGAGGACGCAGGACGACGACCCCAGGACGAGGACGCAAGAAGAGGACGCAGGACGACGACCCCAGGACGAGGACGCAAGAAGAGGACGCAGGACGACGACCCCAGGACAAGGACGCAAGAAGAGGACGCAGGACGACGACCCCAGGACGAGGACGCAAGAAGAGGACGCAGGACGACGACCCCAGGACGAAGACGCAAGAAGAGGACGCAGGACGACGACCCCAGGACGAGGACGCAAGAAGAGGACGCAGGACGACGACCCCAGGACGAGGACGCAAGAAGAGGACGCAGGACGACGACCCCAGGACGAAGACGCAAGAAGAGGACAGGACGCAGGACGACGACCCCAGGACGAGGACGCAAGAAGAGGACGCAGGACGACGACCCCAGGACGAGGACGCAAGAAGAGGACGCAGGACGACGACCCCAGGACGAGGACGCAAGAGGAGGACGCAGGACGACGACCCCAGGACGAGGACGCAAGAAGAGGACGCAGGACGACGACCCCAGGACGAGGACAAGAGGACGCAGGACGACGACCCCAGGACGAAGAUGCAAGAAGAGGACGCAGGACGAGGACGCAGGACUACGACCCCAGGACGAAGACACAAGAAGAAGACGCAGGACGACGACCCCAGGACGAGGACACAAGAAGAGGACGCAGGACGACGACCCCAGGACGAUGAUGCAAGAAGAGGACGCAGGACGAGGACGCAGGACGACGACCCCAGGACGAGGACGCAAGAAGAGGACGCAGGACGACGACGAGGACGCAGGAACAGGGCGAGGACGCAGGACGACGACCCCAGGACGAAGACGCAAGAAGAAGACGCAGGACGACGACUACGGUGA